GGAAAAGAAGACAAAAAGAAGAGACGAAGAAGAGACGAAGAAAGAGCGAAGAAACCAAGGGGGGAACGGGAACAAGGGCGUGUUUGUGCGUGCAACCCUAACCCAUGUCAUCUUCCGUCUUUUGGGUUCUUUAACGGCGAUUGUCCGUACAUACAUAAGUACAGACUUACAUACAUAACAUAACGUGCAUACAGAUAUAUCGACAUCAACGUCAACUUCGACUUCAGCAUCAAAAACCCUCAUGCACGGCAUGCCACUUCGGCUCGGUCCUGUGCCUUGAUCUGUGCAUGUCAUCGCCAUCUGGACCAGCUCCAGCUUUUGCCACUGAGAGAGACGAAGAAGACGAAGACGAGCAGCGAACAGGAGGGAACAACUGCUCGCGUGUCCCCUAUCUUGCCGCAGCCCACUUGGAGUGCAACGGUAUCCCACAAUGCUGACGAGGCGAGGCAAUGGAGUGCCCCCUUUUUCUCGUGGGUGGCCAUGUCUGGGGCCGCCGUUGAAGGAGGAGGAGGAGGGAGGACUCUAAUUCUACUAGAGCCCGUCCAUCUCCGUGAGGUCCGAGGCAGCUGCCUAAGGGGCAGAAGCGUGAAACGCUGGUCUGGAGAGGGCGUUCUGGCUGCUUUAUCUGACCAGCCCCUUGGGCAGCAGCGGCUGAUGAUGGCUGUCCCUGUCUCUGUCUCUGCUUCUUGGUCUUCUCUUUCUCCUCCUCCUUUUCCUCCUUGCCAUCCCUUUGCUCCUUGCUGUCUAUCCUCCCUUUACUCCUUGACUAUCGACUACUAUCGUCGUCGUCGUCGCCAUCUCGAAUCUUCAACUUUUUCCUCGCAUGUAACCCUGCUUAUGUAAGAGGUCCAGGCCUUGGCGAUGACCCAGGACCUCGGGAAGUCACGUGUGAUGUAACAUCGAUACCAAAAAUACGCUGACAUAAAAUACACGCUGUAAGUACGGGCUUUCUUAUAGAUCAGCUUUUAUAGGCCGACAGGAAGAAUAAUAUCAUCAAUCUAUUAUUGCUACGAUAAAAAAGGAAGAAGAAGAAGAAGAAGAAGAAGAAGAAGAAGAAGAAGAAGAAGAAGCAUGUAGGUCGAGUGGGAAGAGAGACAAGCCAGAAAAACCUGGAGAGUUGCGU
Trichophyton rubrum CBS 118892 is the source of this 1123-nucleotide messenger RNA. RefSeq lists its product as uncharacterized. The record is from RefSeq and is a predicted model, not a curated record. Lineage: Eukaryota; Fungi; Ascomycota; Eurotiomycetes; Onygenales; Arthrodermataceae. The transcript has a single exon. Bases 481 to 843 code for a protein of 120 amino acids.